UCAGAACUUUUGUUUAGUGUGUUGUGUGAGUUAGUUUCCGCCGCCGGGACAGAGGCGCCGGCCGGACUGGGCCGGGCUCGGGGAAGUUGUUGCUCGGUCGGGCUUGUUUUGCCAGUUGCUGCUGCCGGUUGUGUUUUCCCGCUGUGGGGGUCUGAGCAGCAGCAGCAGCAGCGGGGUAUGCGGGGUGGGGAGCCCAGGCUCUGAGUCGCCGAGCCCCGGUACGGACGCGGAGCCAUGGAUCCCGGGCAGCCUCAGCAGCAAGCCCAGCCCCCGGCGCAGCAACAGGCGCCGCCGCCGGGCGCCCCGUCCGGCCCCGGGCAAACCCCGGGCGCGGGGCCUCCUCCGGCCGGGCACCAGAUCGUGCAUGUGCGGGGCGACUCGGAGACCGACCUGGAAGCGCUUUUCAACGCGGUGAUGAACCCCAAGGGCGCCAAUGUGCCGCACACGCUGCCCAUGCGGCUCCGCAAGCUGCCCGACUCCUUCUUCAAGCCGCCCGAGCCCAAGGCCCACUCGCGCCAGGCCAGCACUGAUGCAGGGUCAGCAGGAGCCUUGACUCCUCAACAUGUCCGAGCUCAUUCUUCUCCAGCUUCGCUGCAACUAGGAGCUGUCUCUCCAGGGACACUUACCCCCUCUGGAGUAGUGACUGGUCCUGGAGCUGCACCUUCUUCUCAACAUCUCCGCCAGUCUUCAUUUGAGAUUCCUGAUGAUGUACCUCUGCCACCAGGUUGGGAGAUGGCUAAGACGCCAUCUGGCCAGAGAUAUUUUCUGAAUCACAUUGAUCAAACAACAACAUGGCAGGACCCUAGGAAGGCGAUACUUUCACAGAUGAACGUUACAGCCCCCACCAGUCCUCCAGUGCAACAGAACAUAAUGAAUUCAGCAUCAGGCCCACUCCCUGAUGGAUGGGAACAAGCCAUGACCCAGGAUGGAGAAAUUUACUACAUAAACCAUAAGAACAAGACCACAUCUUGGCUAGACCCAAGGCUUGACCCACGCUUUGCUAUGAAUCAGCGAAUCAGCCAAAGUGCUCCAGUGAAACAGCCACCCCCACUGGCUCCUCAGAGUCCUCAAGGUGGAGUGAUGGGCGGAGGCAGCUCCAAUCAACAGCAGCAGAUGAGACUGCAACAGCUGCAGAUGGAGAAAGAGAGACUGCGACUGAAGCAUCAAGAACUGCUUCGGCAGGUGAGGCCACAGGCAUUGCGGAAUAUCAAUCCCAGCACAGCAAAUUCUCCAAAACGUCAGGAGUUAGCUCUCCGUAGCCAACUUCCAACUAUGGAACAAGAUGGUGGCUCUCAAAAUCCAGUGUCAUCUCCUGGAAUGGCUCAAGACCUGAGAACAAUGACUACAAAUAGUUCCGAUCCCUUUCUUAACAGUGGGACAUAUCACUCCAGAGAUGAGAGCACAGACAGUGGCCUCAGCAUGAGCAGUUAUAGUGUACCCAGAACCCCUGAUGACUUCCUGAACAGCGUUGAUGAAAUGGAUACAGGUGAUAUCAGCCAAAGUAACAUACCUUCCCAUCAGAACCGUUUCCCAGAUUACCUUGAAGCCAUUCCAGGGACAAACGUGGACCUUGGGACACUGGAAGGAGAUGGGAUGAACAUAGAAGGAGAGGAACUAAUGCCAAGUCUGCAGGAGGCUUUGAGUUCUGACAUCCUUAAUGACAUGGAAUCUGUGUUGGCAGCCACCAAACUAGAUAAAGAGAGUUUUCUUACUUGGUUAUAGAGGCCUCAGGGAGACUGCAUUGUAAAUCUGUGAAGGAUCUAAGGAGAUAAGACAUCUGUGCCUGAAGUUCAAAACAAGCCAAUGUGGCAUACUUUUGGUUUGUGGUCAGAAAAAAUAAACGAACAAAUAUUCAACAAGAUUCUUUCAUUCAACAUUUUGCUCUUCCUUGUCCAUCGCUGCUGUUAUAGAUUGCUGACCUCUCUCACAGUUGACUCUGAAGAAUAGACAUCUUUGUGAUCUUUUUCUAUUGCUGUUUCAACUACUGUUCAGUUGGGAGCAGGGGGAUGAUGAGCCUGUUUGGAUGACAAAUGCCAUUCCUUUUGUACUAAUAUGCGCUUGCAUAUCAUUUUAUCUAAGGACUCAGAUUUGUGAGUUAACAUCUGCAUGUCGCCACUUGUAGUUUGCUCAGCUAGUUGUCUCCUCUGCUGCCUGUGGCAAGUGGUAAAACACAACUUACUGGUCUGAAAAGCCCAAAAAAGAUGUAUCUGGUCAAAAGAAGUCAAUAUUGAUUUGCAGAUAUAGCUCAAAGGAGGGCUGAAGACUGUUUGUUUGACAUUAAGUAUUUGUUACUGCUAGCUCUUUCGGUAGGCAACAGAAUGUUCUUGUUCUUAUUUUAUGGUAUAGUAAAUCAUGAGUCAUUUUAUAUAGAAACUUAUAUCAACUUUGAUUUUUACCACAUAUUCUAGGCUAACUUUUGUCAGUCAAAAACUAGAGGAGUUUUUGUUUUGUUUUCUGUUUUGUUUUGUUAGUGAAUUUAAUUAUAGCUGUAGCUUGGGAUGUAAUUGUAGGUGUUCUUUUUUAACAGUGAAAUCUACAUUUUCUGAUUUCACAGUCUUAUUUAAGUCUCAAUUGUCUGCUUUUUUUAUAUAUCUAAAAUGUCUAUUUUAGCUAAAUAGCUAGUGAGUACAUAUGGUUUUAUGUUUUGCCGGUAACUUUUAUUUUUAAAGGCUAGCUUUGAAUGUAAUCAUUAGAAUAAAUGACCAGUGGCUUAUUUUUCAUGUCUACUUCCAAGAAUUUGAAACUAGAAUCUGGUUGCAGCACUUUGAGAAUGCAGUGUCCUAUCUAAGCUUUUAUAAUGCCUUUUAAAGUAGCAGGAAACCAUACACUACAUGUUUUUAAUUGACUGUUACAAGUAAUUUCUUGGUUAGGUUUUAAUUUUGAUUAAAUCAGUGAGUUUAGAUUGUGAAGUCCAUGAUGGGAGACAACUUAGUGAAAAGUCUUUCCUUAAUUAGCAUGGAAAAAUAAUCUAAAUUGUCAUCUCACUUUCUGCUGUAAUGAAAACACUAAAAAAAAAA
Messenger RNA from Chelonoidis abingdonii (Abingdon island giant tortoise), 3017 nucleotides. RefSeq names its product Yes1 associated transcriptional regulator (gene YAP1). Gene Ontology annotation, biological process: hippo signaling; positive regulation of transcription by RNA polymerase II. Gene Ontology annotation, cellular component: nucleus; cytoplasm. Lineage: Eukaryota; Metazoa; Chordata; Testudines; Testudinidae. Gene Ontology annotation, molecular function: transcription coactivator activity; protein binding. The record is from RefSeq and is a predicted model, not a curated record.